AUGGAGAGGCAUCAUGAGGGGGGCUGCGAAGAGCUGAAAAGCUUCUUGCGAUUGCUCGGAAAAGAGAUCAAGGACUUGGACGAUGCUGAUGAAGAGACAUAUGAUCUCUACGCCCAAGACCUGCCUUCAUCAGAUCUGGGGAUCAUCGAUCCCAAGACCGCCGAAUUGCAACUCACCGUGGCCGGUCGAGAGCUCACGAUCCAUCAAUCACCGGGAAUCCUUUCCUCGGCCCGUGCCGGAGGAACUACCGGAGCCGGUGCUCCCUCGUCGUCUCUAUCUUCGAUGACAACAUCGACAACGACAACAACAGUAAUCGAACUAGGCGCCGGCACCUCCGCCAUCGUCGGCCUUUUACUUGCCCCCCGCGUUGGUAGGUACGUCCUCACCGACCAGGCGUACGUCUCCAAGCUGGUGGAGCGCAACAUCAAUGAGAACUGGUCGUCUGUAGUGCAGCAGCAGCAGCAGCAGCAGCAGCAGCAGCAGCCGUCUUUCGUCGGGAGCGGUGGGGGUGGUGGUCAGGGUGGGAAGGGCAAGAAAGGAGGAGGAAAAGGGUCGAAGAAAGCAUCAUCAUCAUCGUCAUCAUCAUCAGCAACAGAAGAGAAGGGACCGGGAGAGAGAUUGGUUUUCAGGGCACUAGACUGGGAGCAGGAUACGCCCACCUCCUCACUUGCUCAGCCGGUUGCUGCGAGUUUCGAUCUGGUGGUUGCUUGCGAUUGCAUCUACAACGAGGCGCUGGUCGAUCCCUUCGUUACCACCUGCGUGGAUAUUUGCAAGCUACGCGGCAGCGGCAGCACCACCACCACCGAUAAUGGGGGGAGGCCAACGGUGGUAGUGGUGGCCCAAGUACUCAGAAACUCGGACGUCUUCGAGGCGUGGAUAAAGCGAUUCGUGCAGGAUUUUCGGUGUUGGAGGGUGCCUGAUGACCUGAUGAUUGAUGGGCUGAAGAGUGAGGGCGGAGGUGGGGGAACAUCGGGGUUUGUGGUGCAUGUUGGUGUUUUGAGGGAGGGGAAUUGA
This is a messenger RNA of Neurospora hispaniola, 1014 nucleotides long. RefSeq lists its product as uncharacterized. The record is from RefSeq and is a predicted model, not a curated record. The transcript has 3 exons. NCBI's taxonomy places the organism in Eukaryota, Fungi, Ascomycota, Sordariomycetes, Sordariales, Sordariaceae. Bases 1 to 1014 code for a protein of 337 amino acids.